GUCCAAUUCAAUCAUUAGGCUCGAUAUUUGUCUAAUUUUGUGUCUACCGCCCAAUCCUUCGCUUCGAAGACGCCUCGGCGUUAUCUGGCUUCGGCGCGAUCCUCUUAUCGUUGUCGUCAUUCAUAUCGGCUCAUACCUAUCCUACUGGCGGGCAAACCCACCCCUCUUGACUGUCUCUUAUACUUCCCGCCAGUGAGGCGCGUGAUAUUCGCACAGGCACUUGGCAUUUAACUGGCUCUAUCAGCAAUUACUGUACUGUCGUAAUGACCCUCUGAUCGCCCCGCCUCGCUCCAAUUGAUCAUUGUCCUACUCACACUGCCUGCUGUUGAAAAGCUGCCAAAGCACAAGGUGAACGCUUAAUUUGCGGAUUACCGAGGGGUUUCGGGCCUCUAUAGAAUGCCCUGCAGCAGGCGAUAACCAAUCCUUCUAUUAUAACUGAUUCCAGUAUUUCUCUUCAGCAUGGUGUCAGAUACCGAACAGCGCGCGCCGCAGUCGCCGGUCGGUGCCGGCGCAGGUGACUCGCACUCUGACGGAUCGUCUCCUGAUGCCUCCCUCGACCCCUCAUCGCUCCCGCAGGCCGUUAAAGCGAGGAAAUCCGAGUAUAUAACUCAACAGUCUAUUCGCGUCAAAGUUGGAACGUGGAAUGUGGCUGCCAUUCAAGGUACGGAGGAAGAUAUCGGAAAGUGGUUUGUUCAGCGGGAGGGGAUAUGCGAACAGCUCGCCGGGUUACGAGUCUCCGGCCUAGAAGAAGCCCCUGCUAAAACGGGUGAUGAUCACCCGAAUGAAUCUGGAUCUGAGUUCGAUCAGGUAGGACUCUACGUUCUUGGGUUACAAGAGAUUGUGGAUAUAUCUUCCCCGGCGGAGGCCCUGAGGCCCUACGUUGAUCCAGCGCCAGCGAAUAGGUGGAAAGCUGCGAUGCAGAAUGCUUUACCGUCAGGCUACCAAUUAGUCGCAGAGUCGCAACUGGUAGGGCUGUUGCUGUUGAUUUACGCCUCUCCUUCUGUUGCCGAGACUGUCUCGUCGGUCAGUUGUGCCAAUGUAGGCACAGGCCUGUUCGGGUACAUGGGAAACAAAGGCGCUGCAGUAACGCGCCUGAUGCUGGGCGAGACUACGUGUCUUGUCUUCGUCAACUCUCAUUUGGCAGCUGGGUCGGAUAAAAACAGCCUGGAACGACGGAACUGGGACGCCUCCCAAAUUCUCCAACGCACAAAGUUUGACCCGAUCGAUACUGAAAGUGCACUUAGGGAUGAGCCCACCGAGAGUAUAGGCAAAGAAGACUUCGCUUUCUGGUUUGGUGAUCUUAAUUAUAGACUAGAGGAUAUACCUGGAGAUGACGUGCGUCAGGUCCUUGCUCGACAUACAGAGAACGAGUACGAUAAAACGCACAACUCUACACAUGUGGCUGAUGAAGAAGAUUCAGAGGAGUCACCAAAACGGACGGAUGAGACAAGUAGAGCUCCUCCGCCCGUUUCCGAUGAGGACGUGGACCCCCACACAGACCCUGCAUCUUUGCAAACUACAAUAUCGUCUUUACUUCCGCAUGAUCAGCUUCGCCUGCAACAAAGCAAGCAGAAGGCGUUCCACGAAGGAUGGAGGGAAGGUAGCAUAUCCUUUCUGCCAACGUACAAGUAUGAUGUAGGAAGCGUCGCCAAAUUCGAUUCUAGUGAAAAGCAACGGGGCCCUAGUUGGUGCGAUAGAAUUCUGUAUCGGACACGGAGGGAUAUGUUAAGGCAUGAACAGUUAGCCAAGGAAGCAGAUGAAGCCAGGAAACGGGACGAAGAAAUGAAAGCUAGGGGACUAGAUAAGGCUGCAGCAGAUGACAACGUUCUAUUCGACUAUGAUCCUGAUGUUGAUGGCGCAGACAGUGCAGACGAAUACGACCCCGAUAAAGAUGACGCUAGUGACGAUGCUUCAUUCAACUCGCAGAGUGAUCCGGACCAAUCACUUAGACUUGACUAUUAUAUUUCGCAUCAAGGAAUCCUCUCAUCUGACCACAAGCCUCUAGCAGCCGGCUUCACUAUAACCUAUGAAUCAGUUGUCCCUCAACUCAAGGCCAAGAUUCACCAGGAAGUGGUCCGAGAGCUGGACAAGGCUGAAAAUGAGUCUCGACCGGGUUUGACGGUAGUGGUGGACAGCCACGGCCAUGAGCCCAGUAAGGAGAAGACGAACGAUCCAAAUGCACUGGAUUUUGGUGACGUGCCAUUUGAUGUAUCCGUCGCUCGAUCUUUGACAGUUGCGAACACUAGCGGCGUGCCUGCAACUUUCUCAUUCGAAAAGCCCGAACAAGGAGAAGGCUGUCAUUAUCACCCGUCUUGGCUUGAAUAUCAGAUCGAACCGCCGCACCGCGACAACCCUGAAGAUCAACCAUCUACUUUACCUUUGCAGGAGUGUACAUUACUGCCUGGAGAACUUACCAGUAUUCAAGUUACUGCAUGUGUCAAAGAUAUACAGCUUGCACGUUUGCUCAAUGACGGAAAGUUGAGCUUAGAGGAAGUUUUGGUCCUUCGGGUGACCAACGGCCGAGAUCAUUUCAUCCCUGCAUAUGGAGAGUGGUUGCCCACCUGCUUUGGUCGCAGUUUGGAAGAACUUACCGUCAUGCCGGAAGCGGGUGCGCGCACAUUGCCCGCUACAGAUAUGACGAGACGUCAGAAGGACGAAGUAGGAAUCCCUCUGUCAGCUCCGCGGGAGCUUUUCCGCCUGACGGAAUCGAUAUCGGAGUUGUCCGAACGUGCUAUUGCCGAAUGGAGCAUGAUCAGAGGCGAGUCGGAAGACUCUCCACCGUGGGUUAGAGAGCCACAUGGGUUUGCAUGGCCUUUCGAACCAGAGUCAUGGACUCUGACAGACAAAGAAGAGCGUUCUCACCUCUUGGCAGCUAUUCGGGAAGCUUUGGACACUAACAAAUCCUUCAACCAUGUCAUUCCACCCGAAGUAUCCUCGCUUCACCGUCUGGAGAUCUUAAGCGAGACCUUACUGGUAUUUCUUAGAUCUUUGAAAGAUGGGAUAGUCACUGCUCCCGUUUGGUCUGAUCUAGAUCAGCAAAUCCUCGCCCGUGAAAAGACAAAAGCGCCGCCUUUAUCUUGGGAAGAAUCCCAAGCCUGGGUACUAGAGAGCCUAGCAUAUUCCCCCGCCCACAGCGUCUCCUUCACUUUCGUCACCUUCAUGCUUGCUCGCAUCGCCAAUGAAGUCGCCCCAGUAACAUCCAUGCCCCCACGACACUCUUCCGAAAGGCAGUCCGACGAGCAAGCCAACCCCAAUAAACAACCCACCACACCAACCGCAACAGCAGCCGCAGCCGCAGUCGCAGCCGCAGGCAAUCUCCGACGGCGAACCCUCACCUUCACCUCAAACGCACCAGAACCUGCCGUCAAUCCUCUCGCUGUUCGCCGGCAAGCCGUCGAAGCCGCCCUAGCGGGUAUAUUCUCCAGUGUCCUUAUCUCCGCCAACGUCCCUGUCCCAGCAAAGGACAAAGAAGCGCGAGCACAGAAGGACCGGAAACGAAGUAUAAUUGAGCCUUUCUUGAAGACCAUUGGGGUUGACAAUAAAGGUCCCUCCGGUGGUUGGUCUUGAGCUCUUAUACAGUGCUUGUCUCGUAUAUAUGCGCCUGGAUGUGUAUUUUCCUUUCCUUUGAUAAUCUAGGAUAUACUGUAAUACCUAUAGAUUCGAGCUGGGUUCUGUAUGCAUU
This is a messenger RNA of Aspergillus pseudonomiae, 3682 nucleotides long. RefSeq names its product phosphatase family protein. The transcript has a single exon. The record is from RefSeq and is a predicted model, not a curated record. Bases 460 to 3567 code for a protein of 1035 amino acids. Gene Ontology annotation, molecular function: phosphatidylinositol-4,5-bisphosphate 5-phosphatase activity. Gene Ontology annotation, biological process: phosphatidylinositol dephosphorylation. Lineage: Eukaryota; Fungi; Ascomycota; Eurotiomycetes; Eurotiales; Aspergillaceae.